Gloeophyllum trabeum ATCC 11539 is the source of this 1087-nucleotide messenger RNA. RefSeq lists its product as uncharacterized. Bases 1 to 1020 code for a protein of 339 amino acids. NCBI's taxonomy places the organism in Eukaryota, Fungi, Basidiomycota, Agaricomycetes, Gloeophyllales, Gloeophyllaceae. The record is from RefSeq and is a predicted model, not a curated record. The transcript has 20 exons.
AUGCCCGCAGCUGUGGUCGAGGAUGUCGGCGGCGCCUUUCUUGUUUCUCUUUUCAUAGCCGCUAUUCUUUACGGUGUAACAUGUUGCCAGACGUUCCUUUAUUAUCAAAAUUAUCCCAGUGAUAGGGCAAUGCUGAAGACUCUGGUCGCGGUCGUAUGGUACGGACCGACGGUAACAUUAAGCGGGUUCUGGUUGUUUACCAGGACUCUUAGCGUUAUAGAGACUUUGCACACUGCAUUCUGUAUCGACUUCAUCUACGCUUACCUCAUAACCAACUUUGGUGACGCGAGUACGUUGGAUCGCAUUUACUGGAGCGUCGGGGUCACAGUCAUCCUGGGAGUAUUAGUUUCCGGGGUUGCGCAUGCAUUCUAUAUUCGACGGGUCUGGAUCAUGAGCAAGCACAACAUCCCCUUGACACUCCUUCUGAUCGGCUUAGCUCUCCUGAGGUUCUCGUUCGGAAUGACCACUUCUUCCUUACUGUACACAAUCCCGAUAUGGAAUAAAUUCCACACGGAGAAAUUACCGUUGACGACGUUGGCUGGAGGCCUGUCCAGCGCCGCCGCUGUCGAUCUCAUUGUGGCUACUUCCUUGAUUAUAUUCUUGGACCACGGUCGGACGGGUGUCGAGCGGUCCGACAGUCGCAUCAAUUUGCUUAUGGUGUAUACAAUCAACACCGGUCUAAUCACAUCUAUCGUGUCGGUGGCAAUCCUGAUAACCUAUGCAGCUUUCCGAUCCAAGCUCGUAUUUAUGGGCCUGGUAGAGAUUCAGAGUAAACUCUACGCCAACUCACUCCUUGCAAGUCUGAACGCUAGGUCGCACAUCAUGAAGCACGGGAAGGUGACUGAUUUCACCACAGGCCUCGAGACAGGACCGGCCAUACAUGACUUGCAAAAUUGGAGAGCCCCUCCAGGAGCUGCUACUCAGAUAUCGGUGUUUCAGGAGACGGUGCAGACCGUGGACGAGCUGCCAAUAGACCAUAUGGACAAAAAGCGCAGGAGGUCUCUGAUGAAUGAUCCAUAAGCUGGGUCUGAAGAACUGAAGCACUUAUUGCAUUUUUCGACACGGUGAUGCAGGCCCUAGGAGAUGC